UGGAUCCUCCAGUAUCAUAUCAGUAGCCGUUGUAAAUGUACAGUGCGAUUAUAGUUGUCAGGAAAAUUUCUAAACUUGGACCUGAUCGGCCACGCUAUGUACUCUUUCGCACUUCGCACCUGUUUGGUGUGCGCUCUACUUGCUGCAGUUUUUGCUGAGAUACCAUCAUAUAUAAAGAUAUGCAGUCGGACAGAUCCGAACAUAAAUAAGUGUAUUCUUAACUCGAUUGAGCAACUGCGAGGAAAAUUAGCCACCGGUAUUCAGGAAUUAGACGUUCCAGCAAUCGAACCGCUUGAGUUGAAACACAUACGUCUGUUAAGAGGUCCUCAAACCGCGCGAUUAGACGUUAAUCUCACUAAUUUACUGGUAUCUGGACCUUCAAAGUUUGAGAUUCGAAAUUUCAAAGCCGAUGUGAGCAAUUUGGUCUUCACCUACAAUCUUCAUUUCAAUCAGCUCGAUUUUCGCGGAAAAUAUAAGAUAGACGCAUCAAUUUUAUUGCUUAGACUAAUAGGAGAUGGAAAUGUUACUGGAUCAUUUUUUGAUUAUGAGAGUGACAGUUACAUGAAGGCAAACAAAAUCGUUAAAAAUAAUAAUACCUACAUAGAAUUCGAGAAAAUGAAAUUUAGGAUCAAGAUAGGUGGGGCUAAAAUCAAUCUUGACAACCUAUUCGGUGGCGAUCCAAUUCUCGGACCAGCGAGCAAUGAGGUUUUGAAUGCGAAUAGUGAUUUGUUCUUGGAUGAGAUAAAACCAGUACUGGAAGACGCUUUGUCAAACAUCUUCACAAAUGUAGCCAACAAGAUUACUGGGAGUUUUACAUACGAUGAAUUAUUCCCGAGCAAAUAAUCUUUGAUCAUUUUUCGUGAUUGUUUAUAUCCAAAUUGAUUAAAUCGUAGAUUUUAUACUUAAAUGAAUCUUUAAUUUUAAUACUCGUGGAGCAUCAACUUCACCAGGAAAUAGUUUAUUUUUUUAUAUAUAAUUCUUUUUUUUUAUAGUAUUUCGCAUUGCACAACUAUGAUAAUGCAAGCAGAAUAGACGUUAAGAUGAUAUCAAUGUGAUGGUGAAAUGACUACCAAAACUUAAUCUUUAAUCAUUUUUGCGUCAUUUUUAUGUGACUUUGUGUGUUGCUGGGGAAUGUAAUAUUUAUAUGUGCUGCAUAUAAAUAUAAUACAUGUAACUAUUUAACCGUUUUAAUUAUUUCACAUUUUGAAUUAUAAUAUUUUCAUGCUAAUUCCUUAAGUUAAAAAUGAGAAAUCUUUCUUUGUAAGAUAUUAUGUAUAUUAUGCAAGAUAUACGAUGUAUCUUGUAGAAGGAUAGUGUAAUUUCGGUUAUAGGAUAAAAUUGUUUCUUUGAGUCUGUAAGUAUAGUAUAACACUGAUAUGGAUACAAACAUGAAAAAAGUAGGAUUGUGUGAAUAAAAUAACAUAUUGAUUAUG
Molecule: messenger RNA, 1433 nt
Organism: Ooceraea biroi (clonal raider ant)
Lineage: Eukaryota; Metazoa; Arthropoda; Insecta; Hymenoptera; Formicidae
Biological process (GO): multicellular organismal reproductive process
Source: RefSeq, a predicted model, not a curated record